Messenger RNA from Danio rerio (zebrafish), 5345 nucleotides. The record is from RefSeq and is a predicted model, not a curated record. NCBI's taxonomy places the organism in Eukaryota, Metazoa, Chordata, Actinopteri, Cypriniformes, Danionidae.
ACACACACACAAAGACGGCGGUCUCUUAAAGGAGCCGCACCCCAUUUUCACUCGUUACAGACACUUGUCAGAUUUUAUUUUAGAGCAGGCAGGAGGUUGACUCAUUUUUUACACAGCAGAAAAGCGCGUGCUUUUACAGGCGUGACGUGGAGCUGAUCCGCGAAUAGCAGCACAUUAUGACGAUGACCAAUCAGAGUCACUUAAGGGCGGGCUUUUCAGAGGAACUAGGAAAUAUGACAGUCGUUUUCAUGUUAGCUGAGUAGCUGUGUAUAAUCAAAGUGAGAUUUAUGAAAAAAUAACGCGAUUUUCUUCAAGUGAAACAUGAGCACACAUUGCUUUGCAUCUUAUAAACACAACCAAGCCUUAAAAUUACAUUCUGGACCACCCCUUUAAAGUAAUCAAUUAUAAACGACUGAUAAUUACUUCAAAAUUGUAAUUUAAUUACAUUACUAAUCACUUCAUCUAAAAAGUAAUCAGAUUACUAAUGACUUUACUUUGAAACUACUUUUAAAACAUAAAAAUACUCUUUCAGUCAUUUCAUUUUUACUGAAAAAAACAUUGAACACAGCAGCUUGACCAAUUCAAAAGAUGUAGAUUUUUCCCAGCAAUGUAAUUAAGAUACAGUAACUCAUUACUGUGGAACGUGUUACACCCAACUCUGUGAUCCUUCACAAAGUCAACUCACAAAGUCUAGCAAGUUUCAUUUCUUUCCUGUCGUCCUUAAUAGAUUCCGUCACAUGGGUGACAUCUAAUCGACCAAUAGGAGCACAGAAUCUCCUCCGUACACAGCUUUUAAAGCGCCAAAACUAAAGAGAGAAGACUGUGCUACUAGAUAGACAAGAAGUUAUGACAACAGUACACUUGCCUGUAUGUGUCAUCGAGAGACUAUCAUGACAGAAUAAAAAGAUAAAUGUUGGCGAUAGAUGGAUUUAGCAGCAAUCGCUUAUGCUUUCAAUCACAAUAGUGACUCAGUGUUUCUCAUACAGGCUUUUUUUUUGUAAUGGUGCAGGUUUUUUUUUAAUAGGAACAUAACUGAAGUAACCGAAUGUCUACAGGAAGUUUUGUUAUCAUUAGAAUUUUAAGUUCCUUAAGCAUUUGUGUGCGUAGGCAAUCUUUGUUUACAGUCAUUGUUGGGAAAUCGCUCCUGCAGCUUCAAAAGCACCUCCUGCUGGCACACAAUGAAUCUACUUAUCUGCUGGUGUCAUUCAGGAAACAUGCGCAUUAAUGGGGAAACUGCUGUCUGUGGGAAACGCACGAUGUGACAAUUACAGAGACGCAUAUUUGUAAUUUACGCGGCUGCUUGAUGACAGCAUUUGCAUUGUAGAUAUUGCGGGAUGAUUAAUCAUGUUAAAAAACAUUGAUAAAACACUGAUCAUGUUUGAUCUCAUCAAAAUCCCACAAUCUGACAGCGAAUCAUAAAAUUGUGUAGUCUGAACUAGGCUUGAAAGUCUAAUCAGGAUGCAAUUAUUUAUGUUAAAGGCAAAACAAACUUUUUAUUUUUUAUUUUAGGAGUCACAAAUCCUUGUUUUAACAUUGAACUUCAGACAGAAAAGAAUGUAGCUGCAGCUUGUUAUAGUUGUUACGAGUCACUUUGUCUUUGGUAGUGCCUUUGUGAACAUACCUCAUGAACAGACCAGGAUUUGGGAUCAGAUGGUAGCAUAUGUAGCUCUUAUUUGGUCAUCUAUGACAUGACAAUAAUAUGACAUAAUUCACUUCAUAACUUUAGGUUUUUAGUGUAUACUUUUAAGUAUAAUAGGUAAGAAAAGCUGCAAAAUGCCUGUUUUCCAUACAGAAAACAUGAUCGAUUAUUGGAUUCAUAAAGGGCCAGAUAUACUUUAAAUGAAAUCAAAGAACUGGUAAGACAAAGUGAAGACACUUCUAAAGAAAAUCAGCUCAAACAGUGUCAUUGAAGUUCAUUUCAGGAGUUUGAAACAGCUUACCAAAAAGCUGUUAACUGCCAUUGGUGUGUGGAUGAUUAUGUAAUUGGUUGCAGUCCACAGAGACUCUUCUGGUACAAGAUGCAUCAUGCCAGGUUUUGCAUCAGUGUCAUGGAAUGUUUAUUAUUAUUUUUUUUUUGGUUCUUGCACAACCAUUUGAGAUCACAUAUUCAAGUAUUUAAGUCUCGAUUUUCACUGUGUAGGGAAAACUCUUGAGAUGACAUUCAUGCACAUGGCUUGUUGUCAAACCUUUAUACAAAAAUAUCAAAUCUAAAUCGAAAAAUCUGACGAAAACCGAAGGAUGUUUGCAUUGCCUUUGUCCCUCUUCUGCAGAGAGUUCUUGCAUUAUUACUAACCUCUCACUUCACACACCUCUGCCUUUCCAGCUUUGACCAACACAUUUAGAACUCACGUGGCUUGUUUAACAUUACAAAAUGUAAAUAUUCUAGAAAAAAAGAGCAAAAUUUGAAAAACCAAAGACAUUGGUUUGUGUUUGUAGAGGAUACUUUGAGUAUUAUGGUUUCAAUAAAAAAAACCUUUUUGUACAAAAAAGAGCUGCUUUUGAUGCAUACAGACACUUAUAAAAAAUGCACGCACACACACACACAUUUGUUUUUGUGAAAAGUGGAGGCAUUACAUAGGUUUCUAUUCAUUUUAUACUGUCCAAACCAUAUAUUGUAUCGCCCUCACCCCACCCUACCCCUAAACCCAACCAUCACAGGAGACUGUGUGCAGCUUUACUCUCUGAUUAAACUCAUCCUGUAGGAUUUAUUAGCAUUUUGAGAAACGAAGACGUCACCAAUGUCCUCAUAUUUCACCUCCUUUUUGUAAUACCUGUGUCAUACCCAUGUCAUUAUACAGAUUUGUGUCCUGAUAUGUCACAAAAACACGUACACACACACACACACACACACACACUACGCAAGUAACUGUUUUCUCUGUGACUAGAUAAUUUAUUUCUAGGCAUUUAUAAUAAGUUUGUAGUUCACUUCUAGUCACAGGACCAUACAUUUCUGUUACACAAACAACCCAGGAACAAAGGGUACGAGUUUGGGUGCAAUAUCCUCAAGGUCUCCUACCUAUUCAGUCUGUGAGCUGUUAAUGAUCAAUGUGUUCCAUCGCCGCAGCACUUCAAGUGGAUUCUGAUGGCAGUAAAUGAGAGAACUGCUUGAUUCUUGUACAUUCAAGUGGCGAAACUGCAAUUAGUUCCAUUUGAUUGCUGUUAGGCUGCUUCCUAUAGCUAAAAUCGCCCUGUGGAGGUACUGUUAAUGAUUUCUAAAGCAGGGGGAGCACGGUUGCAAUGGGGAGGGGAGGCGGUGCGAUGUGCUAGAACAUAACAUUUGGUUUAAAGAUCUUUUGAGUUUUUCCAUUUGCUCAUUGUGCUACUGGAAACCCGAAGGUUACGGAAUUGGGAGCAAUGUGCGUCUUCUUUCUCUGCUUGCUACCUUCUCUGCUGCUGGUCCUGCUAAAGCUUUUGCUUAGAUGGACCUGGAUUUGUCAUCUAGCAGACAGUACUGUUCAGCAGUCGGGCCGCUGUGUGUGGGUCACGGCCUGUAGACUCCUAAAACUGCCCUACCUUACAGUAUCAGAAGACAUGGGAGAAUGUCAGAAUGGGAUCAGACUGAUCUGUAAACCCACAGCCCUUGCCAACCACCUGAAGAAACACUGCCAAGCUUUGUCGCAUCCUCCACUGGCAAGGUGGCCUCAUGAUGACCCUCAUCGUCAGAUCAUCACCAAUCUCAUGUGGCCCACAAAGGAAGGUGUUGAACUGCAAGCAGGAGUUCGCUUUACCAGGGAUAACCUUCUCCUAGAGGACGGGGGUAUUGUAGCCAUGGACUGGGCCGUGUGUCUUGCUGACCACCAAGCACAUUUUAAAAGAGAUCAUCAUCUUGGAGGAAGAGCUUCGGGGGGUCUCCCAAGCAGUCUGGCUAUUGUUAUUAUAAUUCCCAAUGCCCUGGGCAGAGUAACGCCGCACUUGCUCAGACUCUGCAACCAGGCUUUGCAAGAGGGUUUCUAUCCAGUGGUGUUCCAUCGUCGUGGUCACGGUGGUUGUCCAUUGACCACUCCACACUACCAAGAGUUUGGAAAUCCCUCAGAUCUGGUCCAAGCGGUGGCUUACUUGAGAAGUCAUCAUCCAUCCUCAACUUUGUUUGCAGUAAGCGAGGGCUCAGGAUCUGGGUUGCUGCUGUCCUAUCUUGGGGAAUGCGGCUCUUCAUCCUACCUUACGGCAGCUGCUUGCAUAUCUCCUGUUUUUCAUGGACAACUGUGGUUUGAAAACAAGCCUCCAUGGUUGUACCACUGGACAGACCUCAUCUACCGCAAGCUUCAGAUAAACAGAUACGCCACUGCUUUGAGCUCUGUAAUGGAUGUAGCAAAAAUUCUACGCUGCAGCUCCCUGAGAGACAUGGAAGAGCUCAUGUUCUGUGCUACCAAGCAGCCGGAUCACAGAUCGUCAGACUCUGUGGACUAUUCAAGAUCCUCUCAGAAGCCUGACUGGACCUGUUACUGGGAAAAGAAUGAGCCUUUGCGAGACGCGGACGAAGUGGCAGUGCCAGUGCUAUGCUUGUGUAGCCAAGAUGAUCCUCUUCUUCCACCCGUCUCCACUAUACCGGAGGCACUGUUUCACAACAGCCCUUACUUCCUGCUGGCCUUAACGGAACAGGGAGGCCACUGCAGCUUCAUGCAUGAGGAUGGACGUGGAGGCGCUACAUCCUGGAGUCACUCUGGGGUGUUGGAAUACUUCAGAAUAGUUGCUGAUUUCUUCAGGGUGGAGGAGAAGAAAGGGUUGAAAGAUGUUGCUGCACACUUUGGCAGCCAGGGCCUGAAGCAUAGCGCGAGUGCAGUCUUUUCUAAGAGGAGGAGGUCAACCUUGCUCCGCAAAGAAAGACCAAUCUUAGGCUCACGAAGACGACAGGUCUCAACUCCCUCGGAUACCUUCGAAGAGGACCAGGAGGUUUUUACUUGGAACAGAUCCUACACCCGCUAAGUGAGAGAAGCAUGUAGUGUAGUGUUCUGCUAAUGCCAAACAUCCUUCCAUAAUGCACAGAACAUACUCAAGGCAGCCAACGUUAUAGAUUAAAAAGAAGACAACAAGAAAUAAUGAUUCACAGAAAGGACAUGUACUGAAUAGCAAGGGGCUUAAUUAAGCCGACACCUAAAGAUUUUAAGUCCAACUUGCCUUAACAGACCUGCAAGGAUGUUUCUAGAAAGCCUAGUAUUUUAUGAUUAGUUAACGCAGGUGUGUCUGAUUGGGGUUGGAACUGAACUUUGAGGACACUGGCCCUCCUGAGCUAAGUUUGGACACCCCUGGAUGCUAUAUUUAGCGAUCCUAUAGUCUUUGCACAAACUAAUCACUUGGAACCAACUGGAAAAGACCUUUUCCUCUCAGUAAACAUGAUUGAACAAUAA